GAGGCCGAGAUUGAGGGUUUGAUUUCCUACUAUACCUCCUAGGGAAGGAGUCAGCCAAGGAUGCCCUCAGCAGAAGGAAAUGAAAAUGGAAUAAUCAAAUCAGAUAAAGUAUUUGAAGUAAUGCUUGCAACAGACCGUUGUCAUUAUGCAAAAUGUAACCCAUAUAUGGAUUCUCCUCAAUCAAUAGGAUUUCAAGCAACUAUCAGUGCUCCACACAUGCAUGCGUAUGCUCUGGAACUCCUAUAUGAGCAGUUACACGAAGGAGCCAAAGCCCUUGAUGUAGGAUCUGGAAGUGGUAUUCUUACAGCAUGCUUUGCACGAAUGGUUGGUCCCAAAGGUCAAGUUGUAGGAAUUGACCAUAUCAAGGAAUUAGUAGAUGAUUCAAUAAAUAAUGUCAAAAAGGAUGAUCCUCUCUUGCUAUCUUCAGGCAGAGUGAAACUGAUUGUGGGAGAUGGAAGAAUGGGAAAUCCUGAUGAUGCUCCAUAUGAUGCUAUUCAUGUAGGAGCUGCUGCUCCAGUUGUGCCACAAGCGCUUAUAGAUCAAUUAAAGCCUGGUGGAAGACUAAUAUUACCUGUUGGUCCUGCUGGAGGAAACCAGAUGCUGGAACAGUAUGAUAAGCUAGAAGAUGGCAGUGUCAAGAUGAAGCCUUUGAUGGGAGUGAUAUAUGUGCCUUUAACAGAUAAGGAGAAGCAAUGGUCCAGGUGGAAGUGAUUUCUGUUCCACUUUCUUCUUCCACACACUUAAGUAUAAAAGGGAUGAAAUGUAAAAGCUACUUCAUCUGACCUGAACAUAGUGUUAACAGUGGACUGCUCAUCUCCAAUUCUUAAAAGCUUUUUCAAAACCAACAGCAUUGCAGCUUGUUUUGGACUUUGUUACACUGUUAUCAGCAUGGAAAAGUGUGAUGUUUUUUAUUUUGUAGAGGUUUAAUGCAAGUUUGAUAAUGAACUGAGGGAAAGUUUAAAUUUGGGCAAAUGUUUCCUUUCAACAUGCCCUUAUUUUCACCUGCCUGGGAAAGUGAAAUGUAUCUGCAGAAAUGCAGUUAAACCUGCAAUUCGUUACAUUUUAUUUUGGAUUGAGAAACUUUGAACACUUAUUUCAGUUCCAGUGUUCAUCCAUCAAACUGCUUGUGUGCACUUUCUAACACUACAUGCACACUAUAAGAUUCUUUGUGUUCAGCUGUCUUCUGGAUGCUACUAAAUAAUAUGAAGUUCUUCAAAGCUGUCAAGGUGGUGUCAUAGACUAGCAUGUAGUAUACACAAUCAGCUGUUUUCUUCCCUUUAAAAAAAAUCAGAAACCAUGUAUAUAGACUUCAAGACAUCAGAAGUGACACUUCUUGUUGUAUAAACUGCUGUUCGGGAUGGACAUAACUGACAUAGUUUCCCCCUGCCUUCUCUCAUAUAGUUAUAUAGACAUUCAUAGUUAAGUACUGUUUGUAGCAGACUUGCAAACGAUGAUGUACCUGAAUUUAACAUACUACUGUGUAAGCUAUGUCCUCAUCAUUGAACAGUUUAUGCAGUGCUGCUUUGCCAAAUAAAAUUCAAAACUAAAAGAUGUUGCAAAUACUCUUUUGCAUGGGGGAAAUUUCUUGAUAGUUAAGCUGCUGCUGAAAAUAGGAUAAAACCUACAAUUCACAUUCAGGAAUGUGGCAAUGCUCAUGUUGCCUUCAUGUUGAACUGGAAACAGCUUUUCCUUUUUCAUUAUGUAUUUGGCAUUGAUAAAUCUGCUUCAGAAUAAUAACCUUCUGUUUGAAAACUUUUGCUACAUGUGCAUUAAUAGAAGAAUGUACAUCUCCACCAAAUGUUUUCAUUUGUAAUGCUGUUGUAGAUCAAUAAGUCAAUCACAGCCAUCUUUGUGGUUGUAGAUUCAUGUUUAUGGAUCUUAUACCUGCACAUAUUUAGAACUUCCUACAGCUGAAUGAAGUUUUGGUGGAGAAACUGCCCACCAGCUGUGUGUAUGCACACUAGUAUUACUAACCACAUUAUCUUCAGUUCCUUUUUUUCUGCUGUGUGGUCAACAGCAUUAGGAACGCCUUCUGACUCUCAAGAUUUUGUAUUUCCAUAGCACACUGUGUUACCUGUUUUCAGUUUUAAAAAUUCUUAUCUCUCA
Messenger RNA from Pogona vitticeps (central bearded dragon), 2106 nucleotides. Lineage: Eukaryota; Metazoa; Chordata; Lepidosauria; Squamata; Agamidae. The record is from RefSeq and is a predicted model, not a curated record.